GGGAGAUGGAGGGGAUAAAAAGGAGAAAGGGGGUGAGAGAGACCAUAAACUGUCCUCCUUUGCAGAGUAUGAGUCGUGCUUUUUUUGUCAGUGUCACAUGGAUGGGUGUCUUUAUUUUUGCGGGUGGAGUGAGAGAUCAGAGGGUCCAGGGCAUGGUUGCCAAGACAAUGACUGACCCCCACCCCACCCCCCACAACAUAUAAAUCAAUAUGGAUAACUUAAACUAGCAGACACCACUGUUUCGUGACUUGGAUCUUAUUCCUGAGGUGGGCCUGGGAUCCACACACCUGUUCCUGUUGCCAUCUUCUUGGAAGUCUCUGGGUCGGAAUAGGCCAGCCUUCACCAAGCUGCUGCUCUCUAGAUGUUUGGGACUUCCACUCCCUUCAGUCUCAGCUGGCACAGUUGUACUUCUGUUAGGGUUGCCGGCCAACACAAGCUUGAGACAGCUGCCUGGAUGAGUUUCCUUUUAUGUUGGCUAAACAUAUGCUUUUCAGCAGAUAACGAUUCCUUAUUCAGUGAAGUCCUGUCAGACCCCUUUCCCUCCCCAGGGUUACAACUGUUCUACACUAACCGGUAAGAUACGACAACUUGGGCUCUCAGAGGACCUUCUAGGAGCUGUGGCUUUUCCAAUUGCCAAAGCCAUGUUAAAAACUAGGUUAUGGGACAUAGAGCUUCAGGAACUGACUUUAGCUGCGAGAAAAACAUGUUCCCCUCUUUAUUUUCAACUCUCUUGGGAGCAGGAAUCUAAUCCUAAUUAUUUACAAUUUCUGUUUUACCCGCAAGAAAGAAGGGCUUUCUUGCUAGCUAGGUUCAACACCAACCCCUCUAACCUCCUCAGGGAUAGGUUCGCAGGGACGGCAGAAGGAGACAGGAUCUGCCCAUGCGACACCCAUCUGGUGGAAACUUUAGCUUAUAUGGUCCUUAAAUGCAAAAUGUAUGAUGACAUCCGCCAGCAAUACCUGGACCAACUAUGUAUCCCUAAAUGGAAACCAGAGAUAGAGGUUAUACGCUUCCUAUUACAGGGGAGAGACCAGGAGUGUACCAAGAUUGUAGCUAAAUUCCUCUAUUUGAUCUUUUGCUGUCGAAGUACACUACAGGAUCCUGCCCCCAUUGGAUACCCAUAGAGGUGAAAUAAAUUGCUGGCCUUCUUUCCCCUUUGGCAAGUGACUGUUCUGAUAAGCCGGCGACAAGAUCGCACUGGAUUAUGUAUUUUAAAUGUUUGGAAAUUAUGCCAAUAAAGGUUAAAUGAAUGAAUGUUAGGGUUGCCAUACGUCUGGAAUUUCCCAGACAUAUCCGGAAUACCGUGCUCAGCAGCAGUGUCCAGGCGGUAAUCACAAAAAUAUCCAGGAAAAUCCAGGCGUAAGGCAACCCUAACAGAAGCACAACUGUGCCAGCAAAGCUCAACAACUUUGCCCAACCCGCCUCCAGCCCCCACCCCAACAACUCCCCCCCCCAAAAAGCUCAACCUUCAAUUCUGUCAGCCCUGGCAUCUACAGCUGUGUUGACUAGGUCUGAUGGGAGCUAUAGUCCAGAACAUCUGGAGGACACCGGGGUUGAAGAAUGCUGGAACAGGAAGCAGGAAAUACUCUUGCCCAUCAGCACCCUUGUUUAUAUGAAGUUCUGAUUACAUUUUCUUUGUCCCUUGUGGGGAAAAGGAGCUGGGACUGGGCUAGGUGGCUAAAGGUUUGAGCCAGCAUAAAGCAGAUGAAUUUAUUCUUAGCAUUCAAAAAAGAUUACCCAAUAAUGGGAUCACAGUAAAGAGCAUAUGCUCUUUCUUUUGGUGGUGUUUCAAAGUAAACGGGGGUAGGGCGUGGGGUUUUUGUUAGAGAGGCGUUUUACCUGAGUGUUUGAAGGGAAUCUUUUCCUCUCUCUCAGGCCAAAGCUUAAGUGUGCUCCAUAGGAACUCAGUUGCCUCAUACUGAGUUGGACUGUUGGUUCAUCUCGCUCAGCAUUGUCUACACCGACUGGCAGCAGCUGUUGUAAGGUUUCAUAUGGGCAGCAUUCACAGCCCUACCUGGAGAUGUCAGAGAUUGAAAAAUUGGGUCUUCUGCAUGCAGAGCAGGUGCUCUGCCACUAAGCCACAGUCGCUCUGGCUCUUGUUACUGGCUGAAUAUAAUUCCUUGCAUUUGGAGUGCUUGUAACAUGAGCCUAGGAGUCCCACGGAUUGUGAAUUUCCAAGGAGGAGUACAUUCACAGAAUGGUGCUGCUUCUCUUUUUAAGUAAACAGUAGGAAAAUAAAGAAGUAAACCAUUCUGCCCCAGCCUGGUGCCAUCUAGGUAUUGCUGUACGUUGUUUUAAAUGGCUUUUAUCAAUAUGCUUUAAUUAAUGUAAUGAGAGUGAAGGAUGGGCAAGAAAUUAAAAUAAGUACUAUAACUACUAAUAUCACCCCUGAUGGGAGUUGUGAUUCAAAAUGGCUGAAAGGCACCAGAUUGAGCUUGUUAUAUCCAUAUGUAUGUAUGUUUGUGUGUGUGUUAGUGAGGUAAUGAGAAGAUACUGCUUAGGCUUAAUGAUGGUUUAUGAACAUAUGUAAUUAUAUUUCAUAAGACCUGCUGUCUUGUGAUGAAAAGGAAGGAAUUUAUUUAUUUCUGUCAUUCAUUUUGUAACAGUUUGCUGAACCAUUCAGUGGUGUCUGGAUUGCAAGCUUCUUGUGGGCAGGGACCUGCAUUUUUGUGUUUUUCGAUGUAACAGACUAUGAAUUUUCAGACAUUCAGAAACAUGGGAUUAUUCGAACAUAAUCAUUGACCAUCAUCAUAUCUCUCUCUCUGUGUUUGUGUGUGUGAUUUAAUUGAAAUCAAUAAAAUUACCAGCUUGGUCACAGUAGAAUGAUAAGUGUGCAGCAAAUCAAAAUGAAUGAAGUUAAAGAAUAAUGCUAUGUAAGAGACUGCUUCAAUGAGGCAUGAUGUAAGUUAAUUACACUGUCAUUUUGCCAAUCUGCUGAGUGACUCCUGCAUAUUGUCCAUUUUUCAUUGCUCUCCCUUCUCAUUCUUGUUCAAAAGGAAUGUGGGUGGAUCAAACAAUACUUUUUGGCAAACAGAGAAAUCCAUUGUAAGUGUUUUGAACCUGACUUUCAGAAUAAGGGGAGUGGGGGGCCAGUGGGUCACUAGUGGCUGUGAAGCAAGGGCUAGGAGCAAGAUUCUGUGCACAGCUAGGGAUGCUGAAGCCUGCUGAGUUCUUUCUGCCCAUCUUUCUCUCCAACCAGCUGCUCUCUCUUUUUCCCUAUCUUUUAUGUCUGUCUUUCUUUCUCUGUUACCCAUUUCUUCCCCCUGCCAUCUUAUUAUUACUAUUGUUAUACAUUUAUUUAUACUCCGCCUUUUCCCCUGACGGGACUCAAAGCAGUUUAUAGAAAAGAACUGCUAAACAAUAAUAGAAAAAGCAAUAAUUAAAAAAAACAUUGAUGGAAUUAAAACCACGUACAUAUACGGUAAUUAAAGUCCUGUUUAAACCAUACAAAUAAUUACAAUAAAAACAGCACAGCACCAGCCCUUUCAUUAAGAGCAGUCAGUUACCAAAAGCCUGUUAGAACAAGAAAGACUUCACCUGCCAGCGCAAGGACAGCAAGGAGGGAGCCACUCACUUUCACGGUGCAGGCGUACUAGCUUUGACUGUGCAAAUGCACUCCUGGCCACUGCAGAGACCUGGGCAUCCAUGUUUAGGGUGGAGUCCGGUAGCAUGCCCCAAACUGCAAACCUGUGCCUUCACAGGGAGAGUUACCCCACCCAGCGCAGACUGAAUUCUUAUUCAUUGUUCUGCUUUCCAAAUGACCAAAAGCACCUCUGUCUUGCCUGGACUAACUUUCAGUUUGUUCAACCUCCUCCAAUCCAUUCCUGAGACAGCUUCCUUGGAUUUGGGUGGAAAAGAUAAAUAAAGCUGGGUGUCAUCAGCAUCCUGGUGACACCAAACCCCAAAACUCUGGACAACCUCUCUCAGCUCCACUUCAUGAGAGGGGAUGCUCAGGAGUGAUCAUGUCAACCGCCAUUCCAGAGAUCCACCAGGGCUUUGACAGAAUCACCUGCCAAGGCAAUAGGAAACUCCAAAAGAGCCAUCAGGAAACCAUCCAGAUCCAUCAGCCUUCUGGGGCACACCUCUUAAUCAGCCCCCCACCCCUGGAGAGGUUCUCAGUUCCAGAGAAUCUAAACCCCACCGGUAAUGAUCUGACCACGACAAGGGAAUGGUAGAAAUUUCCUCCACUCUGUUAAUCCCCAUCUUCCCAUCCUCAUCUUCCCUAUGCGCCUUGCCCCGUUGCGUCCUUCUCACAUUGCCCUCCAGCUGUAGAGCACCUUGAAAAGGACACAACAGCUCACGGCCCCCUGUGCCCUUUCUUUUGAAAAGGCAUUUAUUAUUUAAACUAUUUUCAAUGCUGCAGUUUAUGAACAAGGAGAAGGAGGUCAAGCAUAAUUCCAGGUGUCUGGAAAUGUGUCAUUUUUACAACAAUGGGGUAAUCAGUGCUACAGGGGGAGGUAAAGGUAAAGGGACCCCUGACCAUUAGGUCCAGUUGCGGACGACUCUGGGGUUGCGACGCUCAUCUCGCUUUACUGGCCGAGGGAGCCGGCGUACAGCUUCCGUCCGGGUCAAGUGGCCAGCAUGACUAAGCCGCUUCUGGCAAACCAGAGCAGCGCACGGAAACGCUGUUUACCUUCCCGCCGGAGUGGUUCCUAUUUAUCUACUUGCACUUCAUGCUUUCAAAUUGCUAGGUUGGCAGGAGCAGGGACCAAGCAACGGGAGCUCACCCCGUCACAGGGAUUCGAACUGCCAGCUUUCUGAUCGGCAAGCCCUAGGCUCUGUGGUUUAGACCACAGUGCCACCCAUGUCCAAUUAGCUAUCUCCCAACAUUAUUCUAAGCUUAAUUGCCUAUUAUCAUAAUUAAUUGCCAUGAGGACUACACCACAAACUCACAUCAUUUUUAUACCAGUUUAACUGUCAUGGCUUCCCUCAGAGAAUCCUGGAAACCAUUGUUUGCUGGGGUUGCUGAAAAUUCUCCAGUGGGGGUCCUUAGCCCUCCUCACACAGCAUUAGUUCCUGGUGGAUUUCUGGCAGAGAGAAAGAUGGCUUAAGCCACCUUCACUUUGCCAUGUAGAUAUGUCCAAAGGCUUCCAUGGUACAAUGACAACUUGGCCGCAGCUGAGGAGACUGGAAUGAUUUAAGGAGACCCAUUCUGAGAGUGUGGGAGAGAUUCCUGAGCUUUCUUUUGUUUGAGCUCUCGCUCUCCCUCUAUCCCAGGAACACAUGCUUUUAAUCCCCACCAGAGCCUGUGGCCUCUGUGCCACGCUUAUAGUGGCAACCCCAGCAAAUAGCUGGUCUCCCUGGCUGAGAAUUAGUUGAAGAGAAGAGUCAAAGGAGAGGAGGACUAGGUUGCCCUUAACAAAGAUGGCUUACCUGAGCCACGAACAAAAGCUUCUUGCUUGCAUGACCUUGGCUCUGAACCUCGGAGAAUAUGUCCCUAACCUGGUGCCCUCCAGAUGUUUUCGUUGGACCAAGUGAUUGGACGCGGUAAGUCCAAAACAUCUGCAGGCCAUCAUGUUGACAAAGGCUUCCCCUCAGCAACCUCACAUUCCACACCAAAGCCACAAGAAUCCUUGACGCGGCACAUUAAGUAAAUUGUCUGUCUGAGAAAUUCCCAGUCUUUGUUGUGAUACAUGUCUUUGGGUAAGCGUCAUGUCCAACCCAGCCUUGCUUGACCCAGAGUUUACCUUUUUUCUUUUUCUUUCCAUCAUGGGUGGCAAGUAUUUGUGGUAAGUUUUGAAAAGUAUGAGUUCUCCAUAACGGUGCCCUCUGCCCCUGGAGAAUCUAAAAUGCAGCCCCACUAGAUUCUCUGGUCUCCUUUAUGCUGAUCUGCUACAAUCGAUGCUCAAAAGCCUCGUUUUUCACCAGAGCAUCCUUCCUCGCUCCUGCAUUCCCCCUGCACUACAGCUCUGUGCACAGUGGAAGGGCUUUUGGUGGUAGCUGGCCUGUCCCGACAUAUUCUUCCAUCAAAGUUUUGGAAAGAUUUCUCUGGAGGGUUGUGCACACACAGGGGAGAGGCAGCAUGGGACCAUGGAUAAGAAGCUGGGGAGAGACGGAGGCAGAACAAGCACAGGCUUCCCAGCCUUCCAGGCCUGCCUUGCAAACUUGCCUCUCUUUAGUGCUAUCAUUCAUAGCUAGGCAGGUUUCAGCAUGAGAGCCCAGCUUUCUUGGUGGUGGAAUCCAAGACCUUGGAACGUGCUCCCCAUGGAGAUCUGCUUGGCUCCUCUUUCUUUUCAGACAAAGUGAAAACAUUUUGAUUCAUACAGGAGUUUAAUAUUUUGUUUUGCUGCCAUUUUUAAUUAUGAAUCUCCUCAGCAAGGGUACCCCACCAUUUUGGCACUGCCAACAAUAAGUGUUUUAGAUCUGUAGUUUUAAUGCUGCAGAUACUGUUGUAACAUUGUUUGUUUUCUGCUGGUAAGCUGCUCUUUGUUUUAGUCAAAGAGUGGGAUAUAAACUUUAAAAAAUAAUAGACAGGCAAAUCAAAUUUCCAGGUUUUGAUAUGUAGUCUUGAGGGCUGGGAACUUGUGUAAGCUAACAUUCUGAGGCGUUUAAUAGGUGGCGGCAGCUGGUGGCCCUCGCCCAAGUUAACUGACCCAUACUUGGCCCUGGCCCAAGCGUACCUGUUGUGAGAUUGAUGCUGAGCACAGCAAGUGUUCUUUAGAAAGAGGUGUGGCUGCAAAAGCACAUAGGUAGCCUUCAUACAGGAAUCUGGGAGCGGAAUGCUUGAAAACUAGGGCCACUUGAAAAUGCUUUGGCAAUAAAGGACACUCUGCCAUGAAGUGGUGUUACUUCAGUGGAAUCGACCUUGAUACAUGUCUCCCAAGUAUGCAAGCUCUAGCCAUAUCUGAAUCAGGAUGGCCUAGCCAAUGUACUGUAGUUCAUGCAGCGGUAACCUUGAGACUGGGUGACUGCAAUGUGGUCUGUGUAGGACCACCCCUGGGCCUGAUCCAGAAGCUCCAGCUGGCGUAGAAUGCAAGGGCUAGACUGCUGAUGGUGGCAGGUGGUAAGCAAUGCCUGGCUCAAGGCUCUUGUGCUGAUACACAGAGCCCUGAACAACUUUGGUCCAGUAUGCCCUGAGGACCACCCUUAUAUCCAAGCCUGGUCAUCUGAGAUCAUCCAGAGGAGCUUUGUUGUUCCCCAUGCCUCAGGUGUCUGCCCGGGUUCAGCUAGAAGUUGGGAGCUUAGUGUUGCCAGUCCUAUGCUGUGUGGAACUGUCCUCCAGCAGAUUGUCACGCACAAGCCUCCCUUUGGCCUUCCAAGUGUCUCUUGAAGACCUUCUUAUGUCAACAGGACUUUUGCAGCUGUUUAAUUUUUAUUUUUGACUGGGCAGUCAUCUUAGCGAUUAUCUGUAUCUUUAUAUUUAAAAUUGUGUUUUACGUUUUGACAUACCAUCUUUAUAUAUUUUAUGAUAUGGUAGUAUUGAAAUGGUUUAAAAAAUAAAUACAACAGUGCAGUGAGAGAUCUCAAGAUGAAACUAAGCCACAGCAGAGUCUCCUUGCUGGGCAAAAUGUAAUUUUUUCCUUGAUAGACUUUUUCGCUCACUUUUAUUAUCAGUCCUGUGUUGAUUACAGCCAGCUGGCCAAUGAGGCAAAAUACAAAGUAUAAAAUACAAAAUAACAACCUCAAUACCUCGCUUUAAGUACGCUUCGGUUUGAGUACUUUCAGUUUAAGUACUCCGUGGACCUGUCUGGAACGGAUUAAUCCACUUUCCAUUACUUUCAAUGGGAAAGUUCGCUUCAGGUUAAGUACAGACUUCCGGAACCAAUUGUGUAGUACUUAAACCGAGGUACCACUGUAAAACCAAUUUUUAAGAAGAAACAACAAGCUAAAAAUUAAUGAUCAAAGCAGGUCCAGGAAACAAGAGAAGAUACAGAUAUUUUGGCAGCUGCUCAGUCAUCAAUUAAUUGGUCUCCUCAAGAAAGUUACUCAGAAGGGUCGCUAAGGAUUGGCCAGGAUACUUUAUCAUAAGAGGGGGAUAUAUUAGGCAUUCUCCAACCCCUGAUUAAAAACUACAGUAAAACAACACAUGAGAGACUAUUUCAGCCUUUUCAGUGAAUUAGAGCAAAUCUGUCUUCUGAAAAUGAAACACUAAAAUGAAUCAAUAAAAUAGCGCUUCUUGAAAAAUUAAAUAUGGCAUGCAGUUAUUGGAAGCAAGCCAAGUCAGGCCCAAUGAUAAGCACUGGACUGACUCAACUAAAGCUUUUAUAACGGAAGGUGAUUACUUUAAAAUCUCUGAAAGUUGGUGGCUAUUGGUAAUUUGAGCGAAAGUUGGUGGAAACGUGUCUCUCACACACCUGACUUGCUGAAGGAGAGAGUUUUUUUGGUGCAAAUCCGACUAGAGAAUGAGGAGCUUGUCUUUUUCAACAAAUGUGUUGUAAGGGUUAUUGUUGCUUUUGGAGUGACAUUCCUUUUCAACAGCUGCUUAGGCUCAGCUUGUAUAAAAACAGGAGUCUCAGUGCAACCAAACUGACCCUGUUUCUUGUUACUUGGUUCAGUCUCUGGAAUCUGCAAUCCAUAUUAAAAGCAGUGGUGUUGAACGGGGAUCAAUGUGUAGAAGCUGCAGAAAACAUGUAUGCAUGAGGGCUGAUCCCUUCAAUUUGGAAGCACCCUCAAAACAGAUCAUGCUGGACUCGAUGAACCAUGAACCAUGAUAUAAAGCAGCUUCCUUCUGUUCCUAUAUGGAGCGAUAUAUUUUGCUGGACUUAACUGGGGCUAGAAGUUUAACAUUGUGAAGCAGCAGAUAGAGUUCCUCACUUGCAAUCAAGUACUUGCCUUGGCAUCUCUUUGCUUACCUGGAGUGACCUCAUAGUAUGUGAAGCCUUAAUUAAUUCCAUUGUGCCUUGACUUGCAGUAAUCUCCUCAAUGUUUGCAUGACUACUAAAGGAUUUAUGUGACAGUGCUGAAGAGUUUACUGAAGAACGUGCAAGGUGGGCAGCCUUCCCAAGCCGUCUUAGGAGAUCCUAUCAGCUCCAUGAUGGGUGUUUUCUCUUCCUUCUCUUGGCCACCCAAAUCUGUGAACACGGUUCCCAACACCCCAUAAUUCAUAAUUUUUGGACCAGUGAGUGUGUUUCAGAGAGUGCUGUGGGCUCCAGCUAAAAAAUGGCUGCUGGGGGGGGCAGUGGCAAAGCAUUCCUUGCUGGUGCACACAUGGGGCUGCACUAUCAGAGUGACCCCCGGCCACUCGAGCUAAUUGGGGCUGCAUUGUGCCACUUGCCUGGCCGACCGUGGGGAGCUUGGCUGGGCAAUGCCGCCCUGCUUUGAUGGGCGCACUCACAGCACCCUGCGAGCCCAGUGCUGCUUUGCAAGACUCACAAAAGUGGUACAUGAAUGACGACUGAACAUAACAUUUUUAGGCACCAGUGGGCAAAAGGGGAAGUGACUUAAAUUUUACUACCUGGGUCUUCUGCUUGCCUUCCAGUUUGAUGAACACAACACAGUUGUGAAACGCCCUAAAAUUGCUGGGUGAAAGGCACCAGAAAGCCAUGUGUAAUUACGUUGCUGAAGGUGUGAUGAUUCUCUAGAUUAAAUAUUCUUGGAAUGUAUGUAUACCUGGGACGUGGGUGGCACUGUGGUCUAAACCACUGAGCCUCUUGGGCUUGCUGAUCAGAAGGUCGGCGGUUCGAAUCCCCACGACGGGGGUGAGCUCCCGUUGCUCGGUCCCUGCUCCUGCCAACCUAGCAGUUCGAAAGCACAUCAGCGGGAAGGUAAACAGCAUUUCUGUGCGCUGCUAUGGUUUCGCCAGAAGUGGCUUAGUCAUGCUGGCCACAUGACACGGAAAAACUGUCUGUGGACAAACGCCAGCUCCCUCAGCCUGUAAAGCAAGAUGAGCGCUGCAACCCCAGAGUCUGCAACCUCAGAGUCGUCUGCAACUGGAUGUAACUGUCAGGAGUCCUUUACCUUUUUUUAUACCUGGUGUUUAUGUUGUGUAGUGCGUAUUCAGUGAUUUCAGCCCAGUGCAGAUAAGAAACUGGAGGCGAGGAUCUGGUACAACAUCUCUUUACUUCAAAGAACAGCUAAAUUAACCAGCGUACAUCAAUGAGGAGUCCAGGCAUGUCUGUGUUUAAACAACAGAAGGUAGAGGACAUUUAUGAAAUUGGCGAAGAGCUAGGAAGCGGCCAGUUUGCUAUAGUGAAGAAAUGCCGAGAGAAGGUCACGGGGAUGGAAUACGCCGCCAAAUUUAUCAAGAAACGACAGAGCCGUGCCAGCCGCCGUGGAGUCCGACGAGAGGAGAUUGAAAGAGAGGUCAACAUCCUCCAGCAGAUCCUUCACGCCAAUAUAAUCAAGCUGCAUGACGUGUAUGAGAACAAGACUGAUGUGGUCCUUAUCCUUGAGCUCGUGUCUGGAGGAGAACUUUUUGAUUUCCUGGCCCAGAAGGAGUCGCUGAGUGAAGAGGAAGCCACACAGUUCAUUAAGCAGAUCCUAGAUGGUGUCAGCUACUUGCAUGACAAGAAAAUAGCCCAUUUUGAUUUAAAGCCUGAGAAUAUUAUGCUGCUAGAAAAGAAUAUCCCCAUCCCGCACAUAAAACUGAUUGAUUUUGGUCUGGCUCAUGAAAUAGAAGAUGGCGUUGAGUUUAAAAAUAUUUUUGGGACACCAGAAUUUGUAGCACCAGAAAUAGUGAACUACGAGCCUCUUGGGCUGGCUGCAGAUAUGUGGAGUAUAGGAGUUAUCACUUACAUUCUGCUUAGCGGGGCUUCGCCAUUCCUCGGAGAUACCAAGCAGGAGACGCUGGCCAACAUCACAGCUGUGAACUAUGAAUUUGACGAAGAGUUCUUCAGCCAUACCAGUGACCUCGCCAAAGAUUUCAUUCGGAAGCUUCUGGUAAAAGAUACCCGGAAACGACUCACCAUCCAAGAAGCUCUCACUCACCCCUGGAUCACGCCAAAGGACAAAUGCCAGGCCUUGGUGAGGCGGGAGUCGGUCAUUAACUUGGAAAACUUCAAAAAGCAAUAUGCCCGGAGGCGGUGGAAGCUUACUUACAGUAUUGUUGCACUGUGCAACCAUUUAUCUCGCACCUUGGUGAGAAAAGUUCGCCUAAUGCAAGAUGAAAGCUUGCGCAAUUGUGAAAGUGACCACGAGGAAGAUCUUCCCAACCGGCCGGCACCUCACCAUCUCUUGAGGAGGAGAAGCAGUAUAUCUUAACUGCACCAAACAGAAACGGGUGUCGGACUGAGAUUUUCAAGUGCCUAACAGCACAGCUCUUGCACAACUGUACACUUUGUCUCAGGGGCUCUUUCUACCCCCAACGUAUAUGCAAGCACAGACCAGAAAGGCUCAUGUAGCCCCUUGGUGACUCUGGGUCCUCCAAAGGCAGGAAGAAGCUGCAAUGAAGUCCCAGUCUUGUUUGGUGCACUAUAAAUUGUCAUAUAGAAGCCAAGAUGGGAGUGGAGUAGGGAAUAUGAGGUGUCAUUUAUAGGGGGGGAAUUGACUCCAUUAUUUUUAGUGCAAAUAACAAGACAAGUGUGUGCAGAGCUGGUGAUCCAGGGGAAAGAGCUGGGCAGGAAACUGAGGUGUUGGAGCAGGAGGAGGCAUGAUAAGAUGGGAAUGGUGUCCAUUCUAGGUGCUCCCCAGGUAGCCAACUGAUCUUGGGUGCUGUGUAGGUGAGAGCAACCUCCACCUUCUUCUUUGAAGCCCUUGAGGGCAACCCAGGAGAUUGUUACUACAAUGGGCGGCAGAGAGGAAGAGCCAAAGCAGGCUGCAGGGUAUUUUUUUCCCAUCAGUCUCUGUUCUCCUGCAGAGUUGGGUGCAUUCGGCAAACAUUUGAUCCUAAUCAGUUAAAUGUGGUGAUUGGGCAUCAGCCCUCAACUCCUGGUGAAGGCCAGAGGAAGAAGCCUCCUUUCCUUGGCACCUGCUGCAUCGUCCUUCUGAAAACACAUCCUGCCUCCCCUGCCUCUCCCCUCACAAGGAUCGAAGCGACUUAGUCAAUGGCACACCUGGGCUCUUCUGCCCCCCCCCAAAUAGCAGGACACCUUAGCCCAGAGUGGAGCAGACACCAAUUUAUUUAUUCAUUUUACAAAAUUUAUACACUCCUUGAUUGUUAAAAGAAAAGCCUCAAAGCGGCUUGCAAAAGAUAAAACAGUAAAAUCUAGAAAAAAUGAAUAGCCCUACUUUAAAAACCACACAAAAGUUAAAAAUACUGAAACAGAUUAAAAUGACUUCAACUUUCUAAGCAUCUAGGUCUAAGCAUUUCUAAGCAUUUGUCUAAAAGGGAUGUUUUCAGCAAGGGGCAUAUUUCAGAUUUAGAGAGAGUCACAAAAUGGCUGCCCUGCGGCAGGUGGAGAUGGCAGGCCAAACAUGGUUGUCGUGGGCAGCAGGCAGGACCGGCGCGUCCAUUAAGGUGAACUAGGCAGCUGCCUAGGGUGCCAAAAUGGAGGGGGCGCUGGCCAGCCUGCACCCCCGCCCCCCUGAAAGGCGGGCGAGGUAGCCCCAGGCUCGCACUCCCUGCGUGCCUCUGGAGAACGGCCUGAAGCCGCUCAACAGCUGAGAGGCACAGUGGAGGCAGCCCCAGGCUAGCGCUACCCGCAUGCCUCCGGAGAGCUGCCUGAAGCCGCUGAGUUCAGCGCCCUUUCCGCGCCCCUGAUGGCCAGGCGCCCUGGCGCCUUGCACCACCCAACCCGGGCCUAGGGACGGCCCUGGAGGCACCCUCUCCGCUCCCUCGCUCGCUCGAGCCGGGCCUACCCCUCCAGCAGCUAGCGCGCCGAGAUCAGGCUCCAGAUGAAGCAGGGGAAGGCCGUGCCAGAAACAGGGAAGGCCGCUAGCUGACAAGGUAAAGAAACUGCUUUUUACCCCUUCCCCUCACCAACAACCAAGGAACUCUCUUUUUAUUUUUUAUUUUAUGUUUAUUUUUCAUUUUAUUAUUUUUUAUUCCACUUUUCCUUUUUUCUAAAAAAGGUCAACAACUCUGGGAAAUGGGGGGGGGGGGCUGCCAGAUGGUGAUCUCGCCUAGGGCACAAAAAACCCUAGCACCGGCCCUGGCAGCAGGCAUAACUCAAAAGUUUGAGAGUGCAGUCAACACUGCUGCUCCCCCUCCCCUGCUCCAGCUGCUCUAGCCAACCUCAUGCUUACUAUGGGAAAUCAGAUUUGUUCUGCUGGUAGAUAUAGAGAUGUUAAAGGCACAAUAACCCUGUUUUCCCCAGUGACGGCCCUAAACCAAAGCCUAGGUUGCCAUCCUGGACACAGUUACUUAGGACUAAGCCCCAUUUAAACACAAAGAGUCUUGCUUCUGAAGUAGACAUAUAUACCAUUGUUUGGUCAAGUGAAUUCCUAAUACGCCUAAACAUCAGCUCCUGCACAACCAGAGACAUGCCUAAGUGUCUUUGCAAAGUUUUCACAUUUUGCAUUUGCCAUUUGGAUAGGGGAUUCUUUAACAUUGUCAGGCACCUAUUAUGCCAGGAUUACCUGAUCUGAGAAGAACCCACCUCAGGAAAAAUGCAUCCUCGUUUCUAGGGGAAAAGGAAGGGCAAACUAUGGAGAUAUAAAGACUUCUAGAAAAUGAUUCAUCUGUUGUCCUUUGAGUCAAUAUGGUCAAACUUGUGCUGUAAUUCCUGCUGUUCUUCCCCCUCCCCUGCGUGAUUUAUUUCAUUCCAAUAUAUUUCAUCCCAUCCGCCACAUGUUUCUGCUUCCUGAGUCCUGUUGGGAUAGGCCUAUGGAGGCUCUGUUCUCGAAAUUUAUGUUCCUAGUUCUUGGUUUCCUCCUCCUCCUCCUCCUCCUCCUCCUCCUCCUCCUCCUCCUCCUCCUCCUCCUCCUCCUCCUCCUCCUCCUCCUCCUCUUCUUCCCUGCCUUCAUCACCUACCUGGAACGAAGAGAAGCCUGCUGGGACAGCUUUACAUGUCUUUUCAUGUAGUAUUAAAGGGGAAAGGGGAAACAGUACUUUGCUCCUAGUGAGUUAUAAGCCAUACUGCUGUUUCUACCAACAUAUUCAAUUUUAUUUUGGAAAUGUACUCUUCAGUUAAGUUAGUUGUAUCAUGUUGAAAAAUCACUCUGCUGUGCUUUGUGGUCCUUUGGUGCCAUAGUCUUCUGCCCAGAUCUCCAUGUUUUUUACUUAAGGUUUGUGUGUGAGUAUAUAUUUUCAAACCUCAUUAUGGUCAGCAUUUUGCUUAUGCACUUGUAUUUUGAGUUUUGAUAUUCACUGUGAUGUAUGGUGUGUUUUUGUUUUUCGCUUUUUGGUUGUGUUGCAAAAAUUUCCAAUGUACGUUUGUUGGAAUUGCCCUCUCCUCUGCAUCUCCAAAGACAAAACACCAGUGAGUUAAAUGUUUGAGGGCAACUUCUUACAUUCAUAGCAAAUUAUCCAAGAGGCAAGACCUGUGAUCUUUCACAUCCCGGGGGGGGGGGAGUAAAGUACUCCAGGACGUGUUAAAUCUCAGCUUUCAGACGCUCUUUUCUUUGCCUGCUCUUCCAUUUUGAAGUUGCCAUUCCUUUUGUCCUCGAGGCACAGUUCCCCCCCCAUCCAAUAUAAUCAAUUGCAGCAUGUGUACCUAUUUAAGGGACCCAGGUGGCGCUGUGGGUUAAACCACAGAGUCUAGGGCUUGCUGAUCAGAAGGUCGGCAGUUCAAAUCCCUGCGAAAGGGUAAGCUCCCGUUGCUCAGUCCCAGCUCCUGCCCACCUAGCAGUUCGAAAGCACGUCAAAGUGCAAGUAGAUAAAUAGGGACUGCUCGGGCGGGAAGGUAAACAGUGUUUCCGUGCGCUGCUCUGGUUUGCCAGAAGCAGCUUUGUCAUGCUGGCCACAUGACCCAGAAGCUGUCUGCGGACAAACGCUGGCUCCCUCGGCCUAUAGAGCGAGAUGAGCGCCGCAACCCCAGAGUCGGACACGACUGGACCUGAUGGUCAGGGGCCCCUUUACCUUUUAAGCAGCCCCUCUACCCGCUUUUCUCACGUUGUGUUCUGUUAUCAGCUGUAUACCAAAUGUACCACCCCUCUUAUCCUGAGGAACAUUUUCCAGAAUAAAACAGUUACAUACAUUUGCUUUGUUAGGAGCAUAACGAGUUAAAAAUCCUAAACAUGAUACUGUAUUUGGGCAUUAGAUCUGUAAUACACAUUGAAGAAUAUACAGAAGGUUAAAAAAAAGAAAAGAACUGAUUUGCAGAAGAUUCAGGAAUUCUGGGGCUCAUCCACUCCAUGGAAGCAAGUUGCAGUUGUUCACUCCUGUAGAGCAACUGCACCUACAGUGGUACCUCGGUUUAAGUACACAAUUGGUUUCGGAAAUCUGUACUUAACCUGAAGCGGACUUAACCUGAAGCGGACUUUCCCAUUGAAAGUAAUGGAAAGUGGAUUAAUCCGUUCCAGACGGGUCCGCGGAGUACUUAAAGUACUCAAACCGAAGCAUACUUAAACCGAGGUAUGACUGUACUUCCACCUGCAAAGGACACUUUAAAGGCUAGAGAAUGCAGGAAAUAAAGCUCAGGUUUGCUGUGUUCAGCUGGUCAUAAUGCAGAAAGGGGAAACUGUGUGCCAUGGUACCAGUAUUACAUUAAGCUUGGCACCGUAAUCUUGAUCAACUGCAUCAGUGUUUUAACAUGCGUAGCAUCACUUGAGAUUGAUUGUACGGGAGAUCAUUCAGCAUUCAGCAGCUACAUAAACCAAAUCAAUGCAAUCUGCAUUGCAAAGGAGUUUAGCUCAUUGCAGUAACGGGAAAUGUUUGAACCAUUUCCAAUGUGAAGUUCACAAACUGCCUUUGAGGUUUGAGGCAGUGAAAGCUUUGACUUGUUCCAAAUGUGCAUUUUGCAGUUAAAAAUUGCAAGCUUUGUUUAAAACCUGCUUAUUGGUGCCUUAUUAAAGGUCAGAUUAUUCAUCCAUCUAGCCCAGCAUUGUCUCCUCUGAUUGGCAGCAACUCUCCACAGGGAUCAUGGGCAGAGAGGAGGGUCUUUUCCAUCACCUUGCACCUGGAUCUUUUUUUAAACCAUAGAUGCUUAAUAUGAAUUGGACUUGGAAGCUUCUGCUGGUGCUCUACCACUGAGCUAUGGUCCUGAAUUGGCUAGGGACUAACAUAGCAUGUUCAGUGUAACCACCUUCUCAUUCCAUGGGUAGAAAAAAGCAAGUUACCUGCAGAUUCCCUAUCCACAAUCUGAGAGGCACACCCCACAAUUCCUUCCAAUGCCAGCAUGUGAACCAAGCCAACUGUGGCACUUGCAUAUCUGACAUUGCAACACUCAGUAGCACCUUUGCUAGAUGUUGUACAGUUGUGAUACCCCCACCUUAAAAAAAACCAGUAAUUCAAAACAGUCUCUUGAUGUGAUUGUGCACUCAGGCUGGCCCUAAACGCAUGUUCCACCAGGCACAAUAAACGUCUUCCCUUUGUUUAAGAAUCUGUCUCCUGUGCCAAGUCACAGUUGUUGCUUUUUGAGGGUACAGCAAAGAUCUGGCGUCUGCAUGUUUCCAAUAGCAGCUACCUCUGCUGGCUAUCUGAUACCUCCUUUGCGUGGAUGGAGUGGGCACAGGAGGUGUUGGUGAUGAAAUGGGCCUCUGCAGCCAAAAGCUCCUGCCUCAGUCCUAACAUUGGUGCAGUGGAAAAGCCACCCAUUGGUUUUAAUGCUUGCUUUGAAGGUGGGACUCGGUGAAGUGCAAGGAGCUAAAGUCCUGGCAAGGUUCAGGUUGCACUGGAUAGAAUGGGUGGUGAUUUGGAAAGGAACUGAAGGCUACCCAUCCCAAGUGACUCAGCCACCUGCAAAAGGGUAGUGGAGAUUCACAAUCAAUGCAAGUGAGGGUUCAGGGGAAGGGAUGAUAGAGCUGGGUCAGGGAAAGUGGGUCUUGAUGCACUUGUUCCUAGGGCUGGCCCUACCAACAGGGUCAGCCCAAGUGAAGCAGUAAAUGGUGGGGAGUGACAGCAGCUGUAGCAGCCCCCACUGAACUUUCAUCCUCUGCUCCCCCAGUAUGGGUAAAAUCAGGCUGUGGAUGUAAAUUCAGCAAACCCAUCAAAAGAGAAAAGUAGGAUAGGAAUGGACAAAGCCACAAAACCUUUGUGGCAAAUAUUCAUCUCUGGCCCCGCUUCAGUUCUCUGAGUUUUGGCCCUCUGGGAAGAGAAUUCAGGUGGCAGUGGUGUGGAUGGCCUCUGCUCUACCCACUGAGCUGUCACCAGAUGGUUCUUUAAAGCCAGCUCAGUGCAUGACCAGGACUGUGCAGCUGGGCUUGCGGGUGUGGGCAGGCAGCUUCAUUUGGUGCUCUGCCUCAGUUGGGCGGCACAACAUCUAGCCCCAGCUCUGCCGCUUCAUCCAAACCUGUAGAAACCGUGAUCUCCCAAAGGAUUCUGCAUGUAAAACCACUUAGCAUAAUUGUGGGGUAGUGGUUGCAGCUGGCCAAGAUGGCUUUGAAAGGGGAUUCAAGAGGAAAUCCCCUUUAUUAUUGGGGGGAAGAGGAGAGGCCCAUCAGUGACUACUAGUCUUCAUAGUCUUCAUGGCUAAUAUGCUUAUUG
This is a messenger RNA of Zootoca vivipara (common lizard), 17401 nucleotides long. The record is from RefSeq and is a predicted model, not a curated record. NCBI's taxonomy places the organism in Eukaryota, Metazoa, Chordata, Lepidosauria, Squamata, Lacertidae.